AUGGUUACAUUUGAGCGACUAUUCCAGCUCCUGUUUGCUGCAAAAGACCACAGCGGCUUCCUGUUCUUUGAGGAGGGGCAGCAGUUCUUUGAGACGCUGUACAACUACAAGAAAGGCAACAGCGACAGGAUCCGAGCAUUACAAUUGAAAGGAGGCAGCCAAUGGACUCGCGAAUUGGUUGGCGACCAGGAAGAAAGAUCCUGCCCCUUCACGCACGUUCCCAUUACCGGUUAUACCCAGCCGGAACCGUUGAUGAGGGAGGUGUCAAAGACACCAAACGACGGUCUCCUAAACCGGUGGACUACAGUGUUUCCGGAGCCUGUGUUUCCUGCAUUCGAGGACUUGGACAUCUCCGCGGAUUUCAACCUGGUGGCCGAGGACGACGAGAAAGUCCAGACGUGGUUCUUCCGAAUCUGGCAGCUGACGCACGACACGUUUGGAGGGGUCGUCAGAAGAGAAUGGAUUCUUUGCGGGCGUGCAAAAGAAGUCUACGCAGAAGGCUUCAACAACAUCCAGGCGGUCUUGCGAAAGCUAUACGACAAGAACCAGCUCCACAAGGCGGGUCUCAUUGCAAAGACGAAGGGGGAGGCGCUUCAAACUGCUGCGAUUUUCCACGUCCUGGAACUCGUGUCUGACCCGACUUACCCGGAGAACCUGGUCUUCCCCGACGCAGUGCUCGAAGUCAGUGAAGACAGCGUUCGCUAUGCUUGGAACUACGUCAAUCUGACCACGAAGCAACGAGUGUAUUUUGAGAACGACAGCGCGGUAACGAAAGUCUGCUCAGAGGUACUGAAAUGGGACCUUCCAGGAACGAAGGAUGAUGACGCUGACGACUCAGACUCGGAGGCUUCCGACGACGAUGGGUCGCGUUAUCUGGGCGUCAUGGACAAGCAACUGAGACGAGUGUUCCUGGACUUCCGUGAAGAAACGAUCGGGAGGACAGAAGUAGGGAAGACGCGCAAAUUUGGGAACGUGCCUGACAUCGACGAGUUGUUCGCAUACGCAUCCUCUGCUGAAAACGACGGAUAG
Messenger RNA from Klebsormidium nitens, 1029 nucleotides. Lineage: Eukaryota; Viridiplantae; Streptophyta; Klebsormidiophyceae; Klebsormidiales; Klebsormidiaceae. The record is from the annotation of a GenBank genome assembly.